AUGUCUUCCUCAAGUCAACGAUAUUUGGACAAGAAGCGAAAGGUGGCAAGAAGAGCUUGUUUGACAUGCCGAGAGAAAAAAAUAAAGUGCGACGGAGAGUUUUCGAUCGCAGAACCAGGUUCGGCGUCAGACGGCUUGUCCAAGACGACUUGUACCAACUGCGCCAACGCCGGCAUGGAAUGCGUUUUCGUUGCCAGUCAGAGGGGUGGCCGUCGUGUCGCUGGCAAAACCGCUGCAAGCCAGUCGCACAGCGAGCCGAGAGACAGCGAACAACCUCACUCCUUCAAAAUUUUCCCUCCCAAUGCCCCCCCUGCUCAUGAUUUUCCUCACAAUACUCCCCAUCCUCCUCCCCCUCCUAAUUUUCGUCUUCCUCCACCUUCCACGGGCUACGACUACAAUUUCUUUCCACCUCCACCACCUCCACCUCCACACCACUCUCCCCAUAAUUUUGCUCACUAUCACCAUCCUCCCUCUCACCAUCAUUAUCCCCACCAUCCCUACCCUCCCCAUCACCAUAAUAAUUUUUACCGCCGUCAUCAACAACAUCAAUUUCCUGGACCAUUUUCACACCCUCAAGACCCGUAUCUUUCAGACUCUCAUUCUCCCGUGCCGCCAAAACCUCGUCGCGCUUCCCCGCCAUCGUUUUUUCGACCUUUAUCACCACCGGGAUCGUUCCUUUGGCGUCGCGAAUACCGUCAUCCGGAUCGUGAUGGAGAUUCGAGGGAUUUCUCCACGUCGUAUUCCAAAACGGGGAACGCUUCAGAGCAAUACAGAAACUCCUCCUCUGAUAUUGAUGGUAGCGAGACUUUUGGUCUAGGUUCCGUGGCUAAUAAGACAAUCUCCUCAGUUCUUGACCUCAGUGCCAGCCCUUCAUCGACGAACGCUAGUUCUCUAACAGCAAAACCAUCUAUAGAUAGUUCUGGGAAAUCGAAGCUGUCCUUAGCAGCAUUACUUGUGCCCGAAGUCUCCCCACGAGCUGCGGUUACGUCCUAUUGUGCAGCAAAAAGUCCAGCUCAAAAAUCUCCCGCUUUAAAAAAAGAGGUGUUGUCACUUGAAAGUGGAUAUUCAGACGAAGCUUUACAGGAAUUUGGAUUCUCAUCUUGGAACGACUGCUUGCUGGGUAUUGAUGUUUUCUACAAGAUCAUCCAUCCACAGUUUCCGAUACUUCCUUCUAAAAGUCAGUUUCAGGAAGAGUUUAGUCCAAUUCAUAACGCAGCCUUGUUACACUCACUUUUCUUGUGCGCUUCUCCAUACAUGCAAAACGAAAGGCUUAUGAAGAAAGCCUUUCAUCACAAAAUGAUAUCCGCUUUUUGGCACAGACUGGACCUUGUAUCUUCAUUGCAAACGUCGUUGUUACUGGCUUUUUACUACAUCAGGAGCGCUGAAAAUCGAGAUCGUGCAGAAGAGUUCCUCCUCAAGGCUGCAAAAAUAAUACAUUUUUCCCGUAUUCCAAAAAUGUUUGCCGAGAAUGAUCUGCAAGAGCUGAUGAAAGUGACCCCGCACAAAGUGGGACAGCAGAGAAAACUUUUGUUGGCUGCGUUGUGGAGAUUGUACUUUAUCGCGUACAUGGGUCGUCUCUACUAUGAUGACUCUGCUUUCUGCUCAGAUAUGACAUGGUCUGGUUCCAAGGCUCAGACAUUGCGCAAGCUUCUCAAUGUUGACGAGCUUCCGUUCCCAUCAAAAGAGGUUAUGAUAAGUCUCAAGUCCGAAAUGGAGGCCGCUUCAAUGCCCAACAUUAUUGACCGUAACACGAGAAGCUCAAACACAGCUUCACUACUUUGUGAUGCUAUCAGUCAGUGCAUGCAGCUCAUGUCGAACCCAAACUCUGAAAAGUCCCCAAUCCCCACACCAGCUCUUGAAUUGGCAGUUAAUUCGGCACUUGUUCGUUCUCAUGGAAGGAAAACUGUGAUAGAUUUUCAAACGCUAGAAGCAAAACUAGUCUUGCUAGCUAUGCAUAUCAAAAGAAUAUUAUCGAGUAUGUUUGUCAUGCCACGAUUCUGUGAGCAAGGUAUAGGCACCGAACAAUUCUUUGAAGCAUACUUGGCAGAGUACCAGGAGGUUUUACAAGGAAAUUUUCUUCGUCACUUCGAGAUUGAUAUGGCCCAGCUCAUCGAACUGUUCUUAGUUGUCCAAGACUGUACCGUGUUAUUGAAAAUAGCAAGCUCCGCUUUUUUGACGUGGUCAGAAAAUGGGUUUUUAGGAUCAAAAUCGAUGCUUAGCACGUCAGAGCAGUUUGACACUAGCGUUAACGAUUCUGAUUCUGCUCAAAGUCCUACCAUUCCCGACAAACUCUUUCCCGCUGAACAUUUAACAAGACUGCGGUUGGAGGGACAUCAAACAAAAAAUGCUCACAGCAGCAAAUUAGAAAACGUUUUCACACCAAGUCAGUUCAAGGAGUUAUGGAAGCAAUACCCGCCUCUUUUUCGAACAAUCAUGUGUCAAGUAAUUCCUCUGCAGGGUCUUCUUCUGACGUUUAGCAAGAUAUCAACUUUCUCGAGCGAUAAUCAAGUUCCACAACUAUUCUAUGCUGGCCAAGAAAAAUUAUUUUUAUCCGAUGAGGUUUCGAAUGCAGGCAUUUUCAAGGACAGAUCCAUCAGCUCAUUCAGGUUUGGUAUAGAGGCUGGCGAGUUGAAACGUAAGGGUGACUUCGUUACUCUACUUGAGUGUUUAUGUGAUUCAUCUUACAUGCUGAAUGAUUUAAAACUCUGCUUAGAAUACCUUCAUUUAGAUGCCUCGCUCUUCGAAGAAAACGGGAACAUUCUCCCCAAUAUUCGGACUAUGAGCAUCUGGGCGAAAACGUUAUUUCCUACUCCAUGA
This is a messenger RNA of Lachancea meyersii CBS 8951, 2817 nucleotides long. Lineage: Eukaryota; Fungi; Ascomycota; Saccharomycetes; Saccharomycetales; Saccharomycetaceae. The record is from the annotation of a GenBank genome assembly.